UGGCGGGGCAGUGGCGGGGCCGCAGCGGCGGUUAGCGAGGUCACUGCGGGUCAGAGGUCACGAGAUCGAAGAUCCGGAGUGUCGAGGUGUGCACAGCGCAGGGAUGCCAGCCUCGAAGCGGAGGAUCCCAGUGUCCCAGCCGGGCAUGGCUGACCCACACCAGCUUUUUGAUGACACGAGUUCAGCCCAGAGCCGGGGUUAUGGGGCCCCGCGGGCAGCCAGUGGCCUGGGCUACCCCGCCAGCUCCCCGUCCUCCCAGGCAGCCUUCCUGGCAGAUCCUGUGUCCAACAUGGCCAUGGCCUACGGGAGCAGCCUGGCCGCCCAGGGCAAGGAGCUGGUGGACAAGAACAUCGACCGCUUCAUCCCUGUCACCAAGCUCAAGUAUUAUUUUGCCGUGGACACCGUGUAUGUGGGCAAAAAGCUGGGCCUGCUCGUCUUCCCCUACCUGCACCAGGACUGGGAGGUACAGUACCAGCAGGACACCCCGGUGGCCCCCCGCUUCGAUGUCAAUGCUCCAGACCUCUACAUUCCAGCAAUGGCUUUCAUCACCUACAUCUUGGUGGCUGGCCUAGCGCUGGGGACCCAGGACAGUGCCCGCAGGUUCUCCCCAGACCUCUUGGGGCUACAGGCAAGCUCGGCACUGGCCUGGCUGGCCCUGGAGGUGCUGGCCAUCCUGCUCAGCCUCUACCUGGUCACCGUCAACACUGACCUCACCACCAUCGACCUGGUGGCCUUCUUGGGCUACAAAUAUGUUGGCAUGAUCGGCGGUGUCCUCAUGGGCCUGCUCUUCGGGAAGACGGGUUACUACCUGGUGCUGGGCUGGUGCUGCGUUUCCAUCUUUGUGUUCAUGAUCCGGACACUGCGGCUGAAGAUCCUGGCCGAGGCGGCGGCGGAAGGGGUCCCGGUGCGCGGCGCGCGGAACCAGCUGCGCAUGUACCUGACCAUGGCGGUGGCGGCGGCGCAGCCCCUGCUCAUGUACUGGCUCACCUUCCACCUGGUGCGCUGAGCGCCCUCAUCAUCUCUGCGGGCCGGGCCUCCCUCGGCCCGCCCCCGCCCCCUCGCCAAGGUGCUGAGACUCCAGCUGCACAAGGAAUCAAUAAACCCAGAGGCUCGCG
Messenger RNA from Chinchilla lanigera (long-tailed chinchilla), 1115 nucleotides. It is a transcript of the gene Yif1b, whose product is annotated as Yip1 interacting factor homolog B (S. cerevisiae). The coding region runs from base 104 to 1006 and encodes 300 amino acids. The transcript has 8 exons. The record is from RefSeq and is a predicted model, not a curated record. Gene Ontology annotation, biological process: endoplasmic reticulum to Golgi vesicle-mediated transport. Gene Ontology annotation, cellular component: COPII-coated ER to Golgi transport vesicle; endoplasmic reticulum-Golgi intermediate compartment; Golgi membrane. NCBI's taxonomy places the organism in Eukaryota, Metazoa, Chordata, Mammalia, Rodentia, Chinchillidae.